This is a messenger RNA of Exophiala viscosa, 1158 nucleotides long. Its product is annotated as alpha-tubulin suppressor protein Aats1. Gene Ontology annotation, cellular component: cytoplasm. The record is from RefSeq and is a predicted model, not a curated record. The transcript has a single exon. Lineage: Eukaryota; Fungi; Ascomycota; Eurotiomycetes; Chaetothyriales; Herpotrichiellaceae. Bases 1 to 1158 code for a protein of 385 amino acids.
AUGGCCAGCAAACAUCUCAUUUUCCCGACAGUCUAUGCGUUCGGCUCAAACGGCUCAGGACAGCUAGGCAUUGGGCAUACCAAUGACACCGCGCGUCCGGAGAAAUGUAUAUUCCGAUCACGUCAGCAGUAUAGUCCUGAUCAUAAUGACAGCGAGGAACGCGAAGCGCCGGCGGGAUCGGUCACUGUUGUGCGAAGGAUCGUGGCUGGAGGGAACCAUACGCUCAUCUUGAUGGAGGAUGGUCGAGUGUUCGCAGCAGGGAAUGCUGGGUCCGGGGAUGAGGACACGAGUGUCGGGUUCGUGCAGCAACAUUUCUAUUUCGAAGGCAAUGUGACGGAUGUUGCUGCAACGUGGGAAGCGUCCUUCAUUGUGGUGGACAGUAAAAGGGUUUUUGUCCAAGGUUCGGGUGCGAAAGGGGAAUUGGGACUUGGCAACGGCGUUGUGACCGCAGAGAGGAUGGACAGGGUCUUUGAUGUGGAUGAUCUGAUUGUGCAUUCGGAAGAGCAGCAGUACGCUAACGCCGAGAUUGGCGACAUUGCGGCGUGUCUAUCGCAUGUCGUGGUUCUACUGUCGAAUGGGCGUGUCUUUGGGUGGGGAAGUUGUCGGAAAGGACAGCUCGGAGACCAAUUCAAAGAACAGAAGAUCUUGUGGGAGCCAACUAUGAUCGAUGUCGGAUUGCCGUUCCAGCCGGAGAGAGUUGUUGUUGGAAGGGAUUACACUGUCUUUUACCGCAAUGGUGAGAAGCCGGUGAUCUGUGGCGAGGUGAGAGGUUUGAACGAGGAGGUGUUCCAAAAGCCUGUGCAAGCCGGUGAGACAAUUGUUUCUGGCUGGAGUUCGAUACAUACACUCUCGUCUGGCAAUGUCAUGAGUGUGGGCAAGGAUAACCGCGGCCAACUUGCACCAGCAAACGUGCCAAAGAUCAAGGCUUUGGCAGGUGGGAGUGAGCAUUGCGUUGCCCAGACGCAGAGUAACCAGGUAAUCGCAUGGGGCUGGGGCGAACAUGGUAAUUGCGGCGAGGAGCUCGACUCGAAGGGAAAUGUCGCUGGACGUUGGAACGUAGUUCCAUUACCUCGUCUGGACGACGGGAUCCAGAUCUUGGACGUUGCAGCAGGUUGCGCGACGAGUUUUGUGAUUUGCGGGAGGCUUGAUCCGGAUUGA